AUGUGGGUGUCUAAAAUACAAGAGAGAUGGAUAAAAAAUCUUACAAACAAACCCCUUCCAACAACAGUAAAAAAUAUUUUAUCACUUGGAUCUAAAUUCAGUGUACCAACAACGAAAAAAGAUAUCAAAGUAGAUAAUCUUAUUGCGGACCUAGAAUAUGCCCUACUAACAGUACCUGAAGACAGAAGAGAUGUACUCAGAGCAAGAGCGACAAAUAUGAUUACCAAUUUCACCCACGAAAACAACAAAUCGGAUACAUUCAUUCAAAAAUGGUACAAGGACACAAAGAAAUUUUUGAAAGAUAACGAUGAUAUUAUAGUAUUAGAUAGUGAUAAAGGAGGUGUGACAGUCAUAAUGGAAAAAACCGAAUAUGAAAAUAAAAUACAAUCUCUACUUGAUUCGAAAGAUUUUAAAAAAUUACCCAGGGAUCCAACACAAAGUAUACAACAAAAAUGCAAUAAAUACGUAUCGAAAAUGCAUGACAAGGGGUACAUUACAGAACAACAAGCUAAAAAACUCAAAACAUACAAUUCCACAUGUCCUAGAAUAUACGGAAACCCGAAAGUCCAUAAGCCAGAAAACCCAUUAAGACCAAUAAUAUCCAGUGUGAAUAGUCCCAUGACAAAACUGUCGGAACUUAUGGCAGACAUCUUAAAGUCAGCAUACAAUACAGAAAAUGAUUACUAUAUUAAAGAUACAUUCGAUUUUGCAACACAAAUAAAUAAUUUUCAACUACCUAAUAAUCAUAAAAUAGUAUCAUUUGAUGUUGUAAAUCUAUUCGGAAACCUAGAUAAAAACAACAUAAUUAGAAUUUUGGAAAAAAAGUGGGAAACAAUUCAACAUCAUACAAAGAUGGAUAAAGAUCUGUUCUUAGAAAUAAUUCAAUAUAUCCUGGAAAAUAAUUAUUGCACUUUCCGAGGAAAAUUUUAUCAGCAGAUUUUUGGCUGUGCUAUGGGGUCCAAAUUGAGCCCGAUAUUGUCGUUAUAUGUUAUGGAUGAUCUACUGGAUGAGUGCACAAAAAGAUUAAAUUUCAAAGUUCCAUUCUUGAAAAAAUUUGUGGAUGACAUCAUUGCAGCAAUACCUGAAGAUCAAAUUGAACAAACCCUUGAAUGCUUCAACGCCUACAACAAAGAUUUACAGUUCACAAUCGAAAAGGAAGACAAUGAUCAAGGAGUUCCAUUCCUAGAUACCAAGAAUGAAUCCAUGAAACCAUGA
Molecule: messenger RNA, 1215 nt
Organism: Coccinella septempunctata (seven-spotted ladybird)
Lineage: Eukaryota; Metazoa; Arthropoda; Insecta; Coleoptera; Coccinellidae
Exons: 3
Coding region: 1-1215 (404 amino acids)
Source: RefSeq, a predicted model, not a curated record